Messenger RNA from Leguminivora glycinivorella, 2190 nucleotides. RefSeq lists its product as uncharacterized. The coding region runs from base 1 to 2190 and encodes 729 amino acids. The record is from RefSeq and is a predicted model, not a curated record. NCBI's taxonomy places the organism in Eukaryota, Metazoa, Arthropoda, Insecta, Lepidoptera, Tortricidae. The transcript has a single exon.
AUGGCAAAAGAAACAAAAGCCGAAAGCGUUGACAGCUGGUGUUAUGAAGACGAGUUGUCAAUGCUUGAAGCAAAACGCAACGUCUUCUUUGAACUCGUCCAGGGUAUUUAUAAAAAGUCGCUAGUUGCCGAUACAGAUGCAGUGAGUCGCGAAAGUUUUCUUGACGCUGCUGACACUAUUGACGAACUUCGGACGGAGUUCAAAGAAGUGGUAAAUGAGUACAACCGCACGCUACUGAGGACUAAGACGGCUGCUGUCCCUAACUAUCAGCCGCUCAUAGCCUUUGAAGAUUUGUACUGCCGCAUCAGAAGAGUGGUCAAGCGACUGCAACCAGCCGCACCGCCGGCCUCUUCGCCGCCUUUAUCGGUGGAGAGAGCUAGACCUUCUUUGCCAACGAUGGAACUGGUAGCGUUUGAUGGAGACAUACGUAACUGGCCGCUGUUCUACGCUAGUUUUAAAUCGAGAGUGCACGACAAUCUGUCACUUACCGACGAGGAGAAGCUGUUUUAUUUAAUUGGGAAAUUGUCACCAAAAGCUCAAGCCGUCUUUGCAGGUAUAACUCCGAGCGCUGACAAUUAUCAGCUUAUUCUAGAUAGUCUACUUGACAGAUUUCAAGAUAAGCGCACUCUUGCCUCGACUUACAUGGAUCAAAUGCUCAAUUUGAAGAUUAAUGGUCCCGCUUCCUCGUCUAACUUCCAGACAUUCAUUGAUAAGUUUGUGACAGCUGCGAAUGCGCUUAAAUCGCUUAAGCUGGAUGAUUUAAGCGAUUUUAUGCUUAUGCAUAUAGCUUUAAAGAAGUUAGACCAGGAAACUCUUCGAGCAUUUGAGAUGCUGCAUCGAAAUACGAAGUUGCCUACAUUUCGCGAUCUGUCAGAUUUCAUGAAAAGUCAGUUUAGGAUUUAUCAAAACUCGCAACCAUGUACCGCCGUCUCCGCCGCCGUAAAUCCAUCGCGCGAAAAAGGUGUUAAGUCGAUUCAACCGCGUAGUGCCGCACCUAAACUACAAAGCUACGUUGCUUGCGCGAGCACUACUAAAUGUAUUUGUGACAAUAUUGUCCAUGAACAUUUAUUCAAAUGUCCUUCUUUCAACGACUUAACGUCUUCUGAUCGCUUCAAACGCGCUAAAGAGCUUAAAGCAUGUAUUAACUGCUUAAGCAUUAAACACCGCACCCGCGAGUGCAAUUCCGAGGUGAAGUGUCGAGUUUGUCAUCAAAAGCAUCAUACUCUGUUGCAUUUUGACAAGAACAAGGAUGAAAAAGCUACGACCUCUGAUGAGUCAAAUGCAUCUACGAGCAACGCAGCUAUUAAAACAUCCUCGCCGCCGGAAGGCACGUCCUGUAACACGUCUAUCGUGACGCAAGCACUUGCUGCCUCUAACAAUAAAAUGUCAAAUCAAGACUCAGCAUCUUCGUGUGACACGGUUUUGCUGUCCACCGCAAAGGUCAUCGUUCGCGACAGUAAGGGUGAAACGCAGGUUGUCAAAUGUCUGCUUGACACCGCGUCACAAAGUAACUUCAUUACUGAAGAAUGUUGUAGGCGCUUAGGUUUAACUUUUGAUAGGAAACCAAGCUCUGUAUUUGGCAUUGGAAAAACCAAGAAAAUUGUUAAGGGGAACGCAAACGUAAAAGUAUUUUCGCGAUUCGACGAUAAUAUCAACUUCGACGUUUCGAGUUUGGUGGUCGAUCGCAUCACCGACGACCUGCCGUCAGUGCCCGUGGACAUGUCAGCACUGACACAUGUUCAUGGUCUCCCUCUAGCUGACGACACGUUGGAUACGCCCGUCGCCAUUGAUGUACUGGUCGGUGCAACUAUAUUUCCACAUUUGCUGCUGCCGCACAUCGUCAAAAGCGAAGUGGACUAUAUGCCACCAGCUAUACAGACGGUACUGGGGUAUAUUUUAAUGGGUUCGGUGCCUGCUUUACAGCCACCGCGUAAAUAUACUUCAGCUUGUUGUACUUCCGUGGAUUCCAUGGACCACCUCCUCAAAAAGUUCUGGGAACUUGAGGAAGUAUCGCUCCGCCCGCUCAAAGCCAGGAUGACUUUGAAUGCGAGGAAUAUUUCCGCGCCACCACUACGCGCGACGCUAGUGGUAGAUAUACUGUGGCAUUGCCUUUCCGAGAUGACGUGUUCAAGCUCGGAGAGUCGCAUUCGGCUGCUAAGAGGCGCUUUCUUUGUCUUGAAAGAAAGCUAG